ACAGGAGCGGCCGUUGGUAGAAAAUCUUCUUCCCUGAAGCACAGACAAGGUUUGAAAUGAAAGUCAUCAGUGAGGAGAUGGAGUAAACACUCAAAGUAGGUGGCGGUAUGUGCAGUUAACGAUCUGCCACUACACGCAAAUAAGAAGAAGGGUGAACCGUUGUCUCUGUAGUGCUACCGGUGCUGCUAACGACAAGUCAAGCUAGCAGCUGAGGCGGGCGGCGUGCAAUCUGCUGCUAACACUUUUGUCCAACUGCAGCUACAAAAAGGCACAUCUGAUUGUAGGACUGUUAGAAGAACAUACUUGAACCUGGUGAAAUGGGAGACCCUGCUCUUCACAGAGACUGUCCCCUUGACUGCAAGGUUUACGUUGGGAAUCUAGGAAACAAUGGAAACAAGACAGAGUUAGAAAGAGCCUUUGGGUACUAUGGUCCUUUAAGAAGCGUUUGGGUUGCCAGGAAUCCCCCAGGCUUUGCUUUUGUUGAGUUUGAAGAUCCCAGAGAUGCAUCUGAUGCUGUGAGAGAACUGGAUGGAAGAACCAUGUGUGGCUGUCGCGUGCGUGUUGAGUUAUCCACUGGAGAAAAGCGCUCUAGGAGCCGUGGCCCUCCUCCAUCCUGGAAUAGACGCCCUCGUGAAGAUUUUAGGCGACGUAGUCCUCCAGUCAGACGCCGAUCACCGAAGAGGAGGAGCCUCAGUCGCAGCCGCAGCAGGUCUCUUUCAAGAGACAGACGCAGAUAUCGGUCUCUUUCCAGAGACAAGAAUCAUAAGCGCUCAAGAUCCUUCUCACGGUCUAGGAGUCGUUCCCUGUCUAACGGGAGGAAAUAAAGACCUUAAGGAUGGUUCAUCAGCUGGAUCCUGCUAUGGUUGUGAAAAUACAAAUUUUUAUAGUCAUGUUCUUCUUUGUAGAUUGUGUUUGCCAAGACAACCUAAGGUCGACCAUGUAACAUAUUGUGUAAUACAACUCUGUUGACUUAACAACAAAGGACCUGAACUGUUUUUCUUUGUUUGUCGGUUCUCAUGGCUGGAUUUAUCUGUUUUACUCAAACGUUAUUUCUCUUUUAAUUCACUCUAUAAACAUAAAACGAAUUCUGUCUUACCCUGCAUGGUUCGAAAAGGAAUACUAAAUUUAGUUUUACUUUACCGUUCUAUCCUGUUUUUCUUAACUGUUGAAUUACAUUCAUGUGAUGUUUUUAUUUUGGAUCUUUUUGUUCUGUUUUUUUUUUUUUUUAAUUCUUGGUUGACUCUUAAAUUACUGGCAGUGGGUUACUGUGAGCUGCAUCACAAAGCAUAUUUUAUACCAGUGACAGAAAGCAGCAACAAAUGCUGGGGACACUGGUGCUGUUAUUUGCAGGCUAUACUUGAAGCCUAAAACAUCAUCUUUAGUUAUGUAUUUUAGUUAUGCCUUUUUUGCAAAAGAAGGCAUUUAAUCAACUUUGCUUGAUUCUCUGAGCUCUGACAAUUUGUGCUGAUGCAGUUAAACAACUUGUUCAAUAAAUGUUUUUCCAAGGUGA
Molecule: messenger RNA, 1510 nt
Organism: Chelmon rostratus (copperband butterflyfish)
Lineage: Eukaryota; Metazoa; Chordata; Actinopteri; Chaetodontiformes; Chaetodontidae
Gene: srsf3a
Product: serine and arginine rich splicing factor 3a
Exons: 8
Coding region: 318-824 (168 amino acids)
Biological process (GO): mRNA splicing, via spliceosome
Cellular component (GO): nuclear speck
Molecular function (GO): RNA binding
Source: RefSeq, a predicted model, not a curated record